AAAAUUUCCCGGAAGUGCUCUCAGAUGAGGCUCUGUAGUCACAGUGGGGAAAACCUGUGGGGCUCCGCCUCUUCAGACACCUUGAAACCGAGACGACAACACGGACUCUGUUUACCUGAGAAUUGGUUUACCUGCCAAAGAAAAAUGCUGUUUACCAGCCGGAGGAAACCCACGAGCGCGGCGCUGGCUGUCCUUCGGCAUUAGUUUACGAAAAGGGGGCGACAUGAAAAAAUACCUGAGCCCCACGAAACAGCAGCAUCAUCCGCCUCCGCCAACACCGGCGCCUGAUGUCUCGGCUCCAGGCAGCGAGGUGACCGUCCAACAACUUAACCAGCUUCUGUCCGACGGUAGCGGCUUCUACAAACUCCCGACGAAUCACUUCAAUGAGGUCUUCCCCAGAAUUUACAUCGGCAACGCGUUUGUAGCACAGAACACGAUGCGUCUGCAGAAACUUGGGGUGACACACGUGCUUAAUGUGGCAGAAGGCACCUCCUUCAUGCACGUCAACACCAGUGCCGAGUUUUACGCCGGAACGGGCAUCGCGUACCAUGGCAUUCAGGCCAAUGACACGAAAAAUUUCAGCCUCAGUGCCUUCUUUGAGGAAGGGGCUGAAUUCAUCGACAAAGGACUUGCACACAACGGAGGCAAAGGGAAGGUGUAUGUUCACUGCAGAGAAGGCUACAGCCGCUCCCCCACCAUGGUGGUGGCCUACCUAAUGCUGCGUCAUGGACUGGAUGCCCGGCAGGCUCUCGUCACGGUUAGGCAUAAAAGAGAGAUCGCUCCGAAUGAUGGCUUCCUUCACCAGCUCUGCCAGCUCAAUGAGAGGCUGGCAAAGGAGGGCAAGCUGACUGGAGAGCUGGGCAAGACAAAGAGCAAAUGAGAGCGUAUACGCGCGGGGGGGGGGCCUCCGGCCCUGGCUUCAGCUGCUCUGACCAAACCAGCUCUCAUUCAGCACAUCCAAGGGAGUCCAGACACAUCCACUGGUUUAUCUGCAAAGAAAAAUCCUACUUUUAUGCCCCCACAAACUUACGUUUUAGUCUGCAUCUGCCACUUUUCUUCAGAAAUCUGCCCAGAACACAAACCAAACUGGUCAUCCUCCUCCUUUUUUCUAGAACUCUUUCAUGGUUGCAGAUUUUGCUGCACGUCUUUACAGUGAGCUCUGGAUCUUCAGAGCUUCUCAAGCAUUCCUUCAGUUUCCACAAACAAAAAGGUGAAACCUGUGCCCCGGAUUUCUCAAAGUCCUCACAAAUUCCUAUAAAAAUGAAAGAUUAUAGCACAAUCAUUCCAAAGUUGUCCACUGCCUGUAUGUCAGUGAUGGCUCUGCCUGUUGAAGUGCUCUGUCAAUUCCAGGAGAAGGCCUAGCAUUUCAUUCAAACUGAACAAAUGUUUCAAACACUAAAUUUCCUACUUCGUUUACAUAAUUUUACGACUGUUUAGUUGUUCUGCUCCAGGCACUGACCAUAUUCAGAGUGAGGAAUCUCAGAGUGAACCGGAGAUCAGUCCGACUCAGAAAGGACCGAAACCACCCAAAAAUGGGUCAGAGAGUGGAUCCGGGUCCUGGACCAGGGUCUGUUUGGGUGUAAUCAGACUGAAAAUGGAUUAUCUGGGGAAACGAACUCUGGUUCACCUUAAGCGAACCAAAUGUGUCCAUUCUAAAAACUGUAACCAGACAGAAAAGAAGCAAAGGGUGUGGCGCGGAUAAAUGUAAAGCGAUGAUUGUCAUGUUAUCAACCAGAAAAAAGGGUCCAACUAUUUACUCGUUAGAACGUCUAUUUUAACACAGCGGAAAAACCUUCUUUUAUGCUUUUCCGUGUUUCGUUAUGUGGCACGUGCCCAGCGCUGCUGUGACGUCAUCCUAAAAGCUAUCUUGUAGUUCCCUGUAUGAAUUCUCUCAAAACAAUGCCAUAACACCACAAUGAUGAGACACUACAACUCAUUGAAAUGUGGUCAGAUGAAUGCAGGCUCAUAAAAACAACGUUUAACGUGAUACGCAUUGCUUCUCACAGUUUUCCCGACAAUCUAUAUGUCAUAAACACUUGUGUACAGCAGUUUACCUUCAUAGUCAUCUUUUUUCCAGUAACCACAUGGCAGCAUGCCUCCACCAUACAAAAACAAAAAAAGUGAGUAUAAGGGUUGUACCUAACGUUGAUACAGGUGUUAAAUUGGUGAGCGAAAUAUGAAGUAUGAAUAAGUAAACAAUCCUGACAAGGACUGCAAAAUGCAGGACUUCCAUAAUUUCUGCCUCUAGUUGCUUUGGCCUGCCCUCAUAAUUCCUGGCCAAUGACUGAAGUGAUCUUUAGUCACAUGGUUUUGUUUACAAGCUUUGGUCUGAAACAUAGAAGUCUGCUUGACGGCAGUCUAGAUACAGACAAAACACAAGGUUCAGGACUCGAUCCAGACCAAAUGAAGUGGACUGGGUCCGGACCAAAUGAUUUUCCCAGUCUUAAUACACCCUUAGAUUCCACACUCCAAAGUAGCUGAUGCUACUUCUGGUUUAAUCCCAGGUUGUGGUCAAAUUAAAGGAUUGUAGGACUGUUUUGGUCUAAACCAAGAAGAAAUAAAAAGAAAAAAGAUUCUUCGUGUUUUGGUUAUGAGCGGUUGCAGAGUUAAAGUUAAAUCUAAAAAAACUCCCCAAAACAGCUGAAAUAAAUGAAAUACUAACAGUUUAUUUUGCCAACUAUAAUUUAUGACAGAAAAGAACAACUCUUGUAUUGGCUUUUCAAGUUAAAGGCCUUCAGCAUAACCUGUCAACAGUGGGAUAAUGGGUGGGGUCUCAACCAUCAUGCUGGAGAGUUGUCCACUGCCAGAACCCUGAGACAGCCCUUUGGCUGGGAUCUAACACCACUCUUACAUCAACACGGACUCACAACAUGUCAGCAAAAGCAUGUGUCAAACAAAGUCACGAUAUAUGUCAAUAACAUGUCAAAUACUCUGAUUAUAAUCCAAUUUAACCAAGCUGUGCUCAACAGAAAAAGCAGCUUCUGCUCCGUUUAAGUUAUAUUGGCUUCAUACUGUAAACCAAAGUGUUUCCUAGUUAUAACAGAACACUUUUCAGUUUUUACUCCACAUGCCAAUCCAAAAUUUAGGGCAUGUUGCUAUAAAUCUGAAGGAGGAGGACAAACAAUAAUCUCCUUAACACUGUCUUUUCCUCCUUUGAUAUAUAUCUGUAUACAUUUGAGUAAAUAUACACACACACACACACAUAUAUAUAUAUAUAUAUAUAUAUAUAUAUGAAUGUACAUAAAUAUUUUCGUGUUGACAUAUAUGAAUGUACGAGCAAUGUGUCUUUAACUUGUUGGUGUUGUUAUGUCCUCCAAUGUAUUUGCUUUCCACAUAAACUACAUGUUCAUUUAUAUUCAAAUAUGAUGUGCAUGUGAGCUGUUCUGUUUAACGUACUAAAAAUAACAUGUGAAAGGU
Oryzias latipes (Japanese medaka) is the source of this 3417-nucleotide messenger RNA. RefSeq names its product dual specificity phosphatase 3a (gene dusp3a). The record is from RefSeq and is a predicted model, not a curated record. Lineage: Eukaryota; Metazoa; Chordata; Actinopteri; Beloniformes; Adrianichthyidae. Gene Ontology annotation, cellular component: cytoplasm. Gene Ontology annotation, molecular function: MAP kinase phosphatase activity; protein tyrosine/serine/threonine phosphatase activity. Gene Ontology annotation, biological process: negative regulation of MAPK cascade; protein dephosphorylation.